This is a messenger RNA of Vitis riparia (riverbank grape), 888 nucleotides long. Its product is annotated as transcription factor JUNGBRUNNEN 1-like. The record is from RefSeq and is a predicted model, not a curated record. Gene Ontology annotation, molecular function: DNA binding. NCBI's taxonomy places the organism in Eukaryota, Viridiplantae, Streptophyta, Magnoliopsida, Vitales, Vitaceae. Gene Ontology annotation, biological process: regulation of DNA-templated transcription. The transcript has 3 exons. Bases 2 to 823 code for a protein of 273 amino acids.
CAUGAGUAGUGUGGAUACAGUUAAGGAUGAUGAUCUUCCUGGAUUUCGGUUUCAUCCCACAGAUGAAGAACUUGUUUCCUUUUAUCUUCGUCGGAAGAUCGAGAAGCAGCUAAUCAGUCUUGAAUUCAUCAAGCAGAUUGACAUCUACAAAUAUGACCCCUGGGAUCUUGCAAAAAAUAACAAUACUGUUACAGACAACGAGUGGUACUUCUUUUGCAAAAGAGGGAGAAAGUAUAGGAAUAGCGUAAGACCGAAUAGAGUCACGGGGUCAGGAUUUUGGAAGGCAACAGGCAUAGACAAGCCAAUAUAUUCAGCUGAAGGACAAGGCCAUGGCCGCAUUGGACUCAAGAAAUCACUAGUAUACUACCGCGGAAGUGCAGGAAAAGGAACCAAAACUGAAUGGAUGAUGCAUGAAUUUCGCCUCCCAGCAGACCAAAAAAAUGCCCAGGCUGCUGAUGAAGAAGUUGAAAUAUGGACACUAUGUAGAAUUUUGAAGAGAAAUAUGUCAAGUAGGAGUGCGAGACCGGGUUGGAGAGAUGCAUCUGCAAAACGCAAUCCAACGAAUACCAGACCUAAAACAUGCACUGUGGAUUCGGAAAACCGGGAAGGUUACACUACUUUUGGAGCUCCGGUGGGUGCUCAUAAUGAGAAGAAGCCUGUUCAUGGUCAUAAUGUAGAAGAAAGGAAUCAGUUGCAUGUAGGUUCAGAGCCAGAGUCAUGCUCAAGUGUUUUGGGUAAUGAGGCUAGGGAAUUCUUCACACAUGGAAACUGGGAUGAGAUAGUAUCAGCCAUGGAGAAUGCUUUCGAUCCAAAUCAUCCGUAAAGAAAACUUUGCAGUUAUGCAUUUAGUUGAACUUGGUAUCAAGAUACACAACUUGUAUGUUUCAA